Paramecium sonneborni is the source of this 3169-nucleotide messenger RNA. The record is from the annotation of a GenBank genome assembly. Lineage: Eukaryota; Ciliophora; Oligohymenophorea; Peniculida; Parameciidae.
AUGGAAAAAAUUGACAUUGAGUUUUUGAGCAAUUUAUUUGAAAUGAAUAAUAUUAUGGAAGGAAAGAGCUUGAAAAAACUAAUUGAGAUAGGAGGAGAUUAAGGUUUAUUGACAGCAUUUUAAUCAAAUGUUAAUGUAUAAAUUUUGAUUUAUAACAGAAUGGAGUAGAUUCAAACGAAAAUGUUUUGAGACUGCGAUAAUUAUAUGGAGCAAAUUUACCUGUUGAAAAAGAAUUAUCGUCAAUAUUUUCUAUGAUUAUAGAGUGUUUUGGAGACACGAUGUUAUAAAUAUUAUUAGUAGCUUCAUUGGUUUCAACUGGAAUAGGAAUAUAUAAAGAAGGGAUUGAGACUGGAUGGAGUGAAGGAGCUACAAUAUUUUUUGCAGUAUUUUUAAUAGUUUCAAUUACUGUAGGGAACAAUUAUGUAAAAGAAAGAUAAUUUCAAAAAUUAUAUCACAAAUUGGAUGAAUCAAAGUAAUAAGUGAUUAGAAAUUCAAAAGUUUAAUAAAUAGACAGUAAAGAAUUAGUUGUGGGAGAUAUUCUAUUUUUUAAUAUAGGAGAUUUGCUUUAAGUAGAUGGAUUAAUGGUAUCAGGAUCAGAAGUAAAAAUGGAUGAAUCAACAGUAACAGGAGAAUCAGAUUCAAUAAGAAAAUUGCCAUAUAAUGAGAUAACUGAAUAUUUAAUGAUGAAAUCAAGUUAAUCUUAAUAAAUGAAGAAUAGCAAUUAAUUAAAGAAAUAAUUAAAGAAUGCCUCUCCAUUUAUGAUAUCAGGAACAAAAGUAAUGGAUGGAACAGGAACUAUGUUAGUAUUAACAGUUGGAUAAAAUACUUGUGCUGGAAAAACUAAGUUAUUAUUAGACUAAGAAACUCCACCUACUCCUUUAUAAUAGAAAUUAGAAGGUUUAGCUGAAGAUAUUGGUAAAUUUGGUACAUUUGUUGCAAUAAUAACAUUUUUUGCUUUGACAAUACAUUAAUUAAUAUUAGGAUUUAUGGGUUAUAAUAAAAUAUUGAGUAUAGAAACAGUAUAAUUCAUUAUAAAAUCAUUUAUGAUAGGAGUAACAAUUAUAGUGGUAGCAGUUCCAGAAGGAUUACCUUUAGCUGUUACAAUAGCAUUAGCAUAUUCAGUUAAUAAAAUGAAAGAUGAAAAUAAUUUAGUUAAAAAUUUAGCAUCCUGUGAAACUAUGGGAGGAGCUAAUACAAUUUGCAGUGAUAAAACAGGAACAUUAACAUAAAAUAAAAUGACUGUAACUGGAUUAUGGAUAGAAAAUGAUAUUUUUAUGAAUUAAGCUAUUUAUGAUAAAAAAGAUGCUUAAAUACCAAAAUAAAUGUAAGAAUUAUUAGCUGAAAGUGUUACAUUUAAUUCAACCGCUUACCCAACAAAAACUGACUCAGGAAAUUUUAUCUAAACUGGUAAUAAAACUGAAUGUGCUUUACUUGAAUUAACAGAUAAGUUUGGAUAUAGUAUUUCUUUAUUCAGACCAACAGAUAAGAUUGUCAAAAUCUUACCUUUCAGUAGUAGAAGAAAGAAGAUGGCAACUGUUAUUUAUUACAAAGGAUUCUUAAGAGUAUUUGUUAAAGGGGCUUCAGAAAUCAUUUUAAAUUAAUCUUCUAAAUUAAUUGCAAAAGGAUAAGAACAUUUUUUAGAUGAAAAUAAAAAGAAAUAAAUAAAAUAAGAUGUUAUAGAUAGGUUUGCAUCAAGAUCAUUAAGAACAAUUGCAAUUGCUUAUAAGGAUACAACAUAUAAAGGAACAUAACAUCAAUUAAAAGAAUUAGCAUUUAAUUUAAGUGAAGAAGAAUUAGAAAAAGAUUUAGUUCUUAUUGCAAUUGCAGGAAUUAAAGAUCCAAUAAGAAAAGAUGUUCCUAAUUCUAUUAAAUAAUGCAAUAAAGCUGGAAUCUAAGUUAGAAUGCUCACAGGAGAUAAUACUUUAACUGCAAUAGCAAUUGCAAAAGAAAGUGGAAUCUUAUCAUCUGCAUAACCUCGAGAAUAUGAAUGUAUGGAAGGAAAAGAUUUUAGAGAAAGUAUUGGAGGCUUAGUGACUUCUUAAGUAGAUGGAAAAAAAAUCUUAAGAAUUGCAAAUUAAGAAAUAUUUAAUAAAAUUAGUAAAUAAUUAAAAGUACUUGCCAGAGCUACUCCAGAAGAUAAGUUUAUGUUAGUUACAGGUUUAAUAGAUUAAGGAAAUAUAGUAGCAGUUACUGGAGAUGGUACAAAUGAUGCUCCAGCAUUAAAAAAAGCAGAUGUAGGAUUUGCUAUGGGAGAAUCAGGUUCUGAUGUUGCUAAAGAUGCUGCUGAUAUUAUAUUAGUAGAUGAUAAUUUUAGUAGUAUUAUUACAGGUAAAUUUUUAUCUUAUUUAUUUAAGCCAUUAGAUGGGGAAGAAAUAUUUAUGAUUGCAUUAGAAAGUUCAUUCAAUUCUAAUUGACUGUUAAUAUUGUUGCUCUUUUUAUGGCUUUUCUAGGAGCUGUCAUUCUAAAUUAAUCUCCUCUUAAUACUAUUUAAAUGCUUUGGGUUAAUCUCAUUAUGGAUACUUUUGCAUCUUUAGCUUUAGCAACUGAACCUCCUAGUUCUUCACUUUUGGACAGACAACCUUACAAAAGAACUUAGCCGAUAGUUUCAGCUUAUAUGUAUAGAACUAUUUGUUGUCAAAGUCUCUAUUAAUUGGCUGUUCUUAAUUGUAUUUUAUUUCUUUAUCCCUCUGAUGAGGUAUCACUUAUAUCAAUAUUUUUAGUUGACAAAACUCAGUGUAUUUUUUUAAACCUUUGUACUUAUGUAGGUUUUCAAUUCUAUUACUUGUAGGUAACUUGAUUAUCAAUCUCUUAAUCCAUUUAAUAAUUUAUUCAAUAAUGGUAUGUUUUGGCUGAUUUAAUUGCUUACAGUUUCCAUACAGUUUGCGUUGCUAUAAUUUGCUGCUAGUUAUGUUAAAGUCAGAUAAUUAACAAUAAUAGAACAUUCAAUAUGUUUAGGAUUUGGUGUUUUUGGAAUUCUUGCAGGAAUAGUAUUUAAAUUGAUUCCUGAAGAAUGUUGGAGAAAAGUACAUCUUUUUAAAGAAACAGAAAUAGCUGAGGAGAAUAUGGAUGCAACACUAACAAGCUAGUUAAGAAGAAAAUCUUCAUAAAGAUUGCAUUCAAAAGUAAUGAUCAAUGUUAAAAGUGGAGAACAUAAAUGAGAAUUAUCAAU